This is a messenger RNA of Frankliniella occidentalis (western flower thrips), 6928 nucleotides long. It is a transcript of the gene mbc, whose product is annotated as dedicator of cytokinesis protein 1. Bases 118 to 6252 code for a protein of 2044 amino acids. Gene Ontology annotation, molecular function: small GTPase binding; guanyl-nucleotide exchange factor activity. Gene Ontology annotation, biological process: cell migration; small GTPase-mediated signal transduction. Gene Ontology annotation, cellular component: plasma membrane; cytoplasm. The transcript has 37 exons. The record is from RefSeq and is a predicted model, not a curated record. Lineage: Eukaryota; Metazoa; Arthropoda; Insecta; Thysanoptera; Thripidae.
AAGUGAAGGAGGAAGGCGGUGAUCGCAAGUGACAAUAACAUGGGGCUGGGGCUGGGCGCUGCGGGGGAUAUGUUUUUGUAGUAUUUUACCUUUUGAUGUUAAAGUCGUGCCAUUACAAUGACAAAGUGGAAGCCAGUACGCGAAAGAGACAGAUAUGGAAUCGCUAUCCAUAACUUCAGUCAACAAUUACCAUAUCGCAUUUCUCUGAACGUGGGAGAAGCUGUGCACCUACUGGAACAGAAUGGCGACUGGUAUUUUGGGUGUUCUACUAAAAAUAGAGCUGUACGAGGGAUUUUUCCAAAGGCAUACAUUUAUGUGUGUGAGUCAAUUCUUGAUAAAACUGGGAUGUCUGAGUUCCCUGUGCUCAAACAACCUCAGGUUGUACAAGAAAUGACAUCAGUGCUGAGGGAAUGGGGUUCAAUUUGGAAGUGGCUGUAUGUAACCCAUUCUGAUCAAUUCAAACCUAUGGAGCGCCGAAUGAUAGAUUUAAUUCGAUGUCGCUCAAAAAUCUUAUCUGGUACUCUUCCGGUGGAUGAAUUGCGCCAAAUAAAGAAGGAAGUUACCUCAAUGAUAGAUGUUGGCAACAAGGUUUUAAGUCUUGACAUGGUGGUAAGAGAUGACCAGGGCAAUAUAUUAAAUCCUGAAGUUACAUCUACCUUGGAACUUUUUCAUCACCAUGAAUUAGCUACAGAUCGUAUUCGUAAAGCUACAUCUGGUUCAUUAAAGAAAGCUCCAAAGGUUGCCACACACUUCUCUUACACUUUAUUUGUGUCUCUAAGAAACUUCAUUUGCAAGGUAUCCGAAGAUACUGAAUUGCUUAUGGCCCUUUAUGAUGCAAAAGAUGGCAAAGUUUUCACUGAAAACUAUGUUGUUCGGUGGAAUAAAGAUAGUCUCAUGAAAGAUGUGGACCAAUUACACAAUCUGAGGGUGCUGUUCACAGAUCUUGGCAGCAGGGAUUUGCAACGUGACAAAGUUUAUUUAGUUGUGUAUGUGGUCAGAUUAGGUGCAAUGGACCCCCGUGAAACUGAACAGAAAAACAGAAAAUCUGUUGCAAGCAAUCUUGUUGGUGAUGCUAUUAUCUUGAGAAGACCAUAUGGAGUGGCAGCUAUUGACAUAACACUUUUCUUAUCGGGAAGAAUUGAAACUGAUGAAGAGGCUCACCAUUUUGUACCUCUGCUUCUAUGUGGCGAUAGAGAUAAUUUGGAGGGUACUCUAAAACGGAUCCUCACUUUAAAGGAAUUAACACAGAGAGAACAUAAGGGUCAGGGUCUUUCUGCAAGCUUAAAGGUGUUACGAGGUGACCUCAAACAGGCAAGAGAAGAAAAUCCCCAUUUAGUAUUGGGAAGCGUGGCCAUAGCUAGGAAAAUGGGUUUCCCUGAAGUUAUCCUUCCAGGUGAUGUGAGAAAUGAUCUAUAUCUCACUCUCCAAAAUGGAGAGUUUUCAAAAGGUAGCAAGUCCGCUGAUAAAAAUGUUGAAGUUACUGUUUGUGUUUGCAAAGAUAACGGACAGGUUUUAGAAAAUGUUAUCUUGAUGGGUGGAGGUGUCUCACUUCAAAAAGAAUAUCAUUCUGUUAUAUACUAUCAUGAAGAUAAACCCAGAUGGAAUGAGACAUUUAAGGUGGCAAUCCCUAUAGAUGAUUUUAAAGUCAGUCAUUUGUUGUUCACCUUUAAGCACAGAUCUUCGAAUGAGGCUAAAGACCGCGCUGAGAAACCUUUUGCUCUUUCUUAUGUCCCACUCAUGCAAAAAAAUGGGACUACACUUCAUGAUACCCAGCAUGAACUGCUAGUGUACAAAAUUGAUCACAAAAAGUAUGAUGAAUCUAUUAUUGGCCACCUCAAGCUACCAGCAACCAGAAAUGAACUAGGUGAUGGACUGAAGCCAUCCUUUUCAGGUCUUUCAUUAUCCAGCAAGGACUGCUUUCUUAUCAAUACCAAUGUUUGUUCAACCAAAUUGACACAGAAUGUGGAUUUGUUGGGCCUUUUAAAGUGGAGUUCUAAACCAGAGGCUUUAAAAGAUUCUCUUCAAGCGCUAAUGAAAGUUGAUGGUGAAGAGGUUGUGAAAUUUUUGCAAGAUGUUUUGGAUGCCUUGUUUGAUAUCCUAAUGCAAAAUUCAGAUUCAGACUUGUAUGACAACAUGGUGUUUGAAUGUUUGCUUUACAUUAUUGGUUUGGUUUCUGAUCGCAAAUACCAACACUUCCAACCAGUAUUGGAUCUUUAUAUUCAAGAAAGUUUUUGUGCUACUUUAGCUUACAAUAAACUUUUGGUUGUGCUGCGCUAUCAUGUUGAAAAUGCCAACUCCACUGAUGUAAGAGAUAAGGAGUUGCUUUUAAAAACAAUGAAGUCGUUGCAGUACUGUAUUAAGUUUGUUGUCCGAUCCCGUUCAUUAUUCUCUCAGAUGAAUGAAAUGAAAGGACAACAGCAGUUUGAAGUUUCUUUGCAACAGUUCUUACGAUCUGUAAUAGCAAUGAUGAGUCACAAUACCGACCAUACUUUGCUAGCUCAGGGUGCUUGUCUUAAGUAUUUGCCUUCUUCUAUACCAGACAUUUUAACUGUGUUUAAUGCUCGCCAGCUAAGCUGCCACCUUUUGGAGUUAAUUGCUGCAGUUCCUUCAGGAAGACUUACAAAGCAAAAAAUGAUGACCAUUGAUGACAUAGUUCACAGCCAAUUGUUCAAGAUGCCUGAAUGUCGAAGUGUUCUUCUGCCAGGUUUUACUGUUCGAAUUAAGGAGCUUCUGGAAUCUCGUGAAGAGGGUCGCCUGGGCUUUGAUUAUCGCCAAAAAUCAAAAUCUGUAGCCAAGAUUGCCAAGGUGUUGGGUGCCAGCAAAUAUAAACUACAUGAACAUCAUGGUUAUGCAGAGGAGGUUGAGUUGUGCGUGAAAAUCCUCAGUGAUAUUAUGAACCUACUUUUCUUUGCUGAUGUGGGACCAACAAUUCUUGAUGUGACAGAAGUAAUGUUAACAACACUUCGCACUGUCAUCCAAACUACUAUAGCCAUGGAUAGAGAAAGUCCUCUUGUGGGGAACUUGGUUGCUGUGAUGUUGGCUAUAUUUCGCCAAAUGACCGCUCACCAUUUUGAGCACUAUAUUUCACAUUUUGCCACAAAUACUGAUUUACUUGAUUUUCUCAUGGAAAUAUUACUAGUAUUUAAGGAUCUUGUAUCCCGCCCAGUGUUCCCACCUGAUUGGUCUGAAAUGAUAAUGCUGCAGAACAAUGUCAUUUUGAAAGCCUUGCGAUUUUUCUCGCAUACAAUUCGUGACCAUUUCUUCCAACCCUUUGAACAUCAAGCCUGGAACAAUUUUUUCCACUGCGCCAUUGCUUUUUUAACACAGCCAGCACUUCAACUUGAUAACUUCAGCUGCAACAAAAGGGCCCGUAUUGUGUCUCGUUACCGAGAUAUGAGAAGGGAAACAGGAUUUGAAAUAAGAAGCAUGUGGUUCAAUUUGGGUCAAGCAAAAAUACAAUUUGUACCUGGUCUUGUUGGUCCCUUCCUCGAGAUGACUCUCAUUCCUGAAGCAGAGCUUCGCAAAGCAACCAUACCAAUUUUCUUUGACAUGAUGCAAUGUGAAUUUUACUCAUCGCGUCAUCCUGGGGAGAGCUUCUCUGACACUAAAAGAGAUUCAAGCCACAUCAAAGCUCAUUUCUCAGAGUUUGAAAAUGAAAUGAUUGCAAAACUCGACACUUUAGUGGAGGGAGGUCGAGGUGAUGAACACUACAAAGAACUAUUUCAUAACAUUAUGAUGCAAUUGUGUCAAAGUCAUUCUACAAUGAGGGAACAAGGCACACGCUUUGUAACAACUGUCACACGCCUCAUGGAAAGAUUAUUAGAAUACAGAUGUGUGAUAAAUGAUGAAAAUAAAGAAAAUCGAAUGAGUUGCACUGUCAAUUUGUUGGAUUUUUACAGUGAAAUAAAUAGAAAAGAGAUGUAUAUAAGAUAUGUCAACAAAUUGUGCGAUUUACAUUUGGAGUGUGAUAAUUUCACUGAGGCUGCUCAUACUUUACGGUUGCACAGUCAACUUCUGCAAUGGUCUGACGCCUCUUUGCCUCCCCUUCUGAGGUCUCCUCGUCACCUCAAUUGUCAUACUCAUCGUCAAUUGAAGGAAGCUUUAUAUUAUGACAUUGCUAAGUACUUUGACAAGGGAAAGAUGUGGGAAAUGGCAUUAGCAGUAUGCAAAGAACUUGAGAAGCAGUAUGAAGAGGAAGUUAUGGAUUACACACAAUUAAGUGAAUUACUGCGUCGACGAGCUCGUUUCUAUGAUUGCAUUAUGAAACAAGUUCGACCAGAACCAGAAUAUUUCAGAGUUGCUUACUAUGGCAGAGGGUUUCCAGCUUUUCUCCAAAAUAAAGUAUUUGUGUAUCGUGGGAAAGAAUAUGAACGUUUAACAGAUUUUUGUAACCGAACACUAAAUCAACUCCCAAACGCAGAGCUCAUGAGCAAAUUAACACCUCCUGGUGAAGAUAUAACUGAAUCUAUGCAGCAAUUUGUUCAAAUUAAUAAGGUGGAGCCUGUUAUGGGAGAGCGGCAGCAGAGGCUCACAGGAAGACCUAUCAACGAUCAAAUUUUACGAUAUCAUCGUGUCAACAACGUUCAGAAGUUCAGGUUUUCACGCCCUUUUCAACGAAGAGAUCCAUUACUACCUGCUGAUGAUGGUGAUACCAAUGAGUUUGCCAGUCUUUGGCUUGAACGUACUGUUCUUGUUACUUCAUAUCCUUUACCUGGUAUUUUGCGUUGGUUUCCUGUAACAUCAUCUGAAACAUAUGACAUCAGUCCUCUGCGGAAUGCCAUUGAAACAAUGGAAGCCGCUAACAAGAGUCUUCAGGAACUAAUUGUAGCUCAUCAUAAUGAUCCUUCUUUACCAGUUAAUCCCUUGAGCUUAAAAUUGAAUGGUAUUCUAGAUGCUGCUGUUAUGGGAGGCAUAACAAACUAUGAAAAGGCAUUUUUCAUACCAGAUUAUUCAGCUGCUCACCCAGAAGAGUCAAAGCAGUUAGCUAAAUUAAAAGAUCUCAUAGCAAGCCAAGUACCAUUGCUUGAAGUAGGAGUUCAACUGCACCGACAGAGAGCACCUCCAAGUUUAGGCCCUUUUCAACAACGCCUUGAGCAAUGUUUUCGUGACAUGCAGACACAAGUUGAGGCAAAGCAUGGAAAAAAGACCUGUGAUUUGAAACUGGAUAAUCCUCAGUGGACUGCACCGCGUCCUUCAAGCACUUCUAGUUCUGGAUUUGGAGAAGAAAACUUUUCCAAUAGGGCAUCAGAGGGCAGCCUUAGUACACCUGAAUCACAAAGCAUUAACAACCGCAUACGAGUUUCAAGCUUAACUCGGUCCCAAGUUGCUACUUUAAAGAGUUUAGCUUCUUUUAACUUCUCUACAAAUAUUGGUUCUUCGGGAACAUUGGGGAGGCAGAACUCAAACAGCUCCCCAAACAACCGCAAUAAUUCUAGUCUAAGUGGAUCUCCUAGUUCAAGUAGUGUCAAGUUUGGGCGUUCAGCGUCUCUUUCAACUGAUUUAUCUGAUCCACCAGCAAACCUUGAUAAAGAAAAUGAGCGUGACAGAGAUGCACGCAAAUCAGAAGGCAAACGAAGUCGAUUGUCACGUAAGGCAGUAAGCCUACGCCAUGCUAGUCGCAAAUCUAAGGAUGCUCGUCGGGAUUCCAACACAAGUUCUGGGGGUACAAUAAGCAAUGGGAACAGCCAGUGGUAUACUUCAGAAAGUGCACCAGCAUCUAGUCAUUUUUUGCCUAAUGCAUUAAUUCCAGCUAUUACUUCUGUAGGACCUGUGUAUGAGCUGCGCCAAGAGCUUACCCCUCAAAGGCCCCUUAGAUCUGAAGUCGAAAGGGAAAAACGGCUGAGCCUCAGUCGGCCAACUAGUGGUCAAUUCCCUCCAAGUGUGACACCCUCUAUUGGGGGUCAAUCUGGAAGUCAUUCAGGUACAAGUAGCAACCGUGACUCUAUUGGAACCACAAGUGAAGAUGAUGGUGCUCCACCACCACUUCCAAUGAAGGUUCGUGAUGUAGAUACAUCGCUUGAUGUGUCUGUUAGUCAAAGUAUAGACACUGAUGCAGAUGCAGAAGCAGACUACUGCAAUUUGUUUGCAUCGCCUGAUCAUGUGCGAAGUGUACCAUCAACUCCUAGUCUUCGAGCCAAGGUCUUGCCGCCCACACCCCAGGAAGAGACACAACCAUCCAUCCCCUCAUUCAAUGUAGGUGAUGAAGUGUCAGAUAUGACUUCAGGUCCUGAACCUCCCGACCCUGAUCCAUGACAAGACGCAGCCAAACCCUCACAAGGUUUGGCCAACAGUAGUUUCCUGCAUCAGUACAUUGCCAAAAGUAGUCCCACAGUCUAAGUGAACAAUGACAAAGAUUGCACGCACAUUGAACCUCAUAUUUGUUCAUUGCUUGCAUGUGGCAAUACCCUGAAAUUCUCCCAGUGGAGGCAGUGGAGAUCUUAGUCUGGUCAAAAUGCUGUCAAUAAAUGAAGUGAUUUGUAAGUAUUAAUACUGAUAUUGAGUAGACUUAAGCUAUUGAACAUAUCAGAAAACUUGUUAUAUUUUUAAACAUGUGUAUGAAUAUCAUAUCCAUUUGUAAAUAAUUUGUUUAACUAUAUUUGCAACUUGUAGUUUUCCUAUCUCAUGAGAAAAGUAUGUAUUGUUACUUUAUAUUAUGGCCAAGUUGUAUAGUUUCCUCCCGAAGACAUUUCAGUUAUGUCUACAACUAAUAAUUGUGGAUGAGUUCAUUUUUUUAAACUGUUUUAUUUACCCAUGAGCUUUACAAAAACCAUGCUUCAAAGGUUACUUCUUUCCUUUGAAAGUUUUACAGAAAACAACCUGUAUCUCUUGGCAUACAGUAGCCACUCUGUUAAAAUAUGACAUCUUUCAUAGCAAUAUAGGUGCUUGUAAGUACACAUGUAACUAUGAAAUAAAUAAUGGUACUUUCAGA